AUGUUUCUGCUAGAAGUUGAGAGGUGUAAGGAUUGGUGCUUUAUACAUGGAUCAUGUUUUGUUUCAGGCCCUCCGUCAGAUCUCCCAGCGAUCCUAACGACUUCUGCCCGAAAAAAGUCACUGCAAAACAAAGUUCCAGAAAAACAGAAGUUCUUUCAGAAAGAUGAUGAUGUUCCAGUUCAUCUAAAAGGUGGCAUUAGUGAUGUAAUAUUGUACAGAGUGACCAUGCUGCUCACGAUUUUGGGUAACUAA
This is a messenger RNA of Staurois parvus, 252 nucleotides long. Lineage: Eukaryota; Metazoa; Chordata; Amphibia; Anura; Ranidae. The record is from the annotation of a GenBank genome assembly.